This is a messenger RNA of Indicator indicator, 2330 nucleotides long. It is a transcript of the gene QRICH1, whose product is annotated as glutamine rich 1. The transcript has 9 exons. Bases 1 to 2322 code for a protein of 773 amino acids. The record is from RefSeq and is a predicted model, not a curated record. Lineage: Eukaryota; Metazoa; Chordata; Aves; Piciformes; Indicatoridae.
AUGAAUAAUUCUCUGGAAAACACCAUUUCCUUUGAAGAAUACAUCCGUGUGAAGGCGCGAACAAUUCCCCAGCACAGGAUGAAGGAGUUUCUGGACUCCCUUGCUUCCAAGGGGCCGGAAGCUCUGCAGGAGUUUCAGCAGACAGCCACCACCACAAUGGUCUAUCAGCAGGGUGGCAACUGCAUUUACACCGACAGCACAGAAGUGGCUGGGUCUUUGCUCGAACUUGCUUGUCCUGUGACAACCAGUGUCCAGCAGCAAACUCAGCCAGAGCAGCAGAUACAGGUUCAGCAACCCCAGCAAGUCCAGGUUCAGGUCCAGGUCCAGCAGUCACCGCAGCAGGUCUCUGCCCAGCAGCUCUCUCCACAGCUUGCUGUCCAUCAGGCUUCAGAGCAGCCAAUACAGGUCCAAGUGCAGAUCCAAGGCCAGGCGCAGCAGCAGGCAUCGCAGACAAUACAGAGUCAGUCUCUUCAGAGCCCCAGCCCAUCUCAGCUGCAGGCAGCUCAAAUCCAAGUGCAGCAUGUGCAGACUGCCCAACAGAUCCAGGCUGCGGAGAUACAGGAGGAGCAUAUACAACACCAGCAGAUCCAGGCCCAGCUUGUGGCAGGGCAGGCCAUUACUGGUGGCCAGCAGAUACAGAUCCAAACGGUUGGGGCACUGUCACCUCCACCUUCUCAGCAAGGCUCUCCGCGAGAGGGAGAGCGACGGAUCAGCACUGCUAGUGUCCUUCAGCCAGUGAAGAAACGCAAAGUGGAUAUGCCUAUUACUGUAUCGUAUGCUAUUUCAGGGCAGCCAGUUGCCACAGUGCUGGCCAUUCCUCAGGGCCAGCAGCAAAGUUACGUCUCUUUACGGCCAGACUUGUUAACAGUGGACAGUGCCCACCUGUACAGUGCCACUGGGACCAUUACUAGCCCCACUGGAGAGACUUGGACCAUCCCUGUUUACUCUGCUCAACCACGUGGUGACCUUCAGCAGCAAAACAUAACCCACAUUGCCAUCCCUCAGGAGGCCUACAAUGCCGUCCAUGUCAGUGGCUCGCCAACGACACUGACUACCGUGAAGCUGGAAGAUGACAAGGAUAAGAUGGUGGGAAGUACUUCAGUAGUGAAGAACUCUCACGAGGAAGUGGUGCAGACUCUUGCUAAUUCGCUCUUUCCAGCGCAAUUUAUGAAUGGCAACAUCCACAUUCCAGUGGCAGUGCAGGCUGUGGCAGGGACAUACCAGAAUACAGCACAGACAGUGCACAUAUGGGACCCGCAGCAGCAACAACAGCAGCCCACACCCCAAGAGCAGGGGCAGCAGCAGCAGCAGCUACAAGUCACUUGCUCAGCUCAGACUGUUCAGGUUGCUGAAGUUGAACCACAACCACAGCCACAGACUUCACCUGAACUUCUACUUCCAAAUUCUCUGAAGCCAGAAGAAGGGCUUGAAGUAUGGAAAAGCUGGGCACAGACUAAGAAUGCAGAGCUGGAAAAAGAAGCCCAAAAUAGGCUAGCACCUAUUGGAAGGCGUCAGCUGCUGAGGUUCCAGGAAGAUCUCAUCUCCUCAGCUGUGGCUGAGCUGAAUUACGGUCUAUGCUUAAUGACACGAGAAGCUCGAAAUGGCGAUGGUGAACCCUAUGACCCAGAUGUGCUCUACUAUAUCUUCCUGUGUAUUCAGAAGUAUCUCUUUGAAAAUGGUCGAGUAGAUGACAUCUUCUCAGAUCUCUACUAUAUUCGGUUCACUGAGUGGCUGCAUGAAGUUCUUAAGGAUGUACAGCCUCGUGUUUCCCCUCUUGGUUAUGUCCUCUCCAGUCAUGUAACAGAAGAGAUGCUGUGGGAGUGUAAGCAGCUAGGAGCUCACUCCCCUUCCACCUUGCUCACUACACUGAUGUUUUUUAAUACAAAAUACUUCCUGUUGAAAACAGUAGACCAGCACAUGAAGCUGGCCUUCUCCAAAGUUUUGAGGCAGACCAAGAAGAACCCUUCUAAUCCCAAGGAUAAAAGCACGAGUAUCCGCUAUCUGAAGGCUCCUGGCAUGCACCAGACAGGACAGAAAGUUACAGAUGACAUGUAUGCAGAGCAGACUGAGAAUCCAGAGAACCCCCUGAGGUGUCCGAUAAAGCUGUAUGACUUCUACCUCUUCAAAUGCCCCCAGAGUGUGAAAGGCCGGAAUGACACCUUUUACUUGACCCCGGAGCCAGUGGUGGCCCCCAACAGCCCUAUCUGGUAUUCCAUCCAGCCGAUCAGCAGAGAGCAGAUGGAGCAGAUGCUCACCCGGAUCCUGGUGAUACGAGAGAUUCAGGAAGCUCUUGCCGUGGCUAAUGCCAGCACCAUGCACUAAGGCAUCCG